Messenger RNA from Rhodofomes roseus, 3309 nucleotides. RefSeq lists its product as uncharacterized. NCBI's taxonomy places the organism in Eukaryota, Fungi, Basidiomycota, Agaricomycetes, Polyporales, Fomitopsidaceae. The record is from RefSeq and is a predicted model, not a curated record. The coding region runs from base 73 to 2901 and encodes 942 amino acids. The transcript is spliced from 3 exons.
UUUCAUUGUGCCACUAUCAUCGUCGCGGGUGCCCGCUGGGCAGCGCGCCCUCUUUCGCCUCUCUUCCAGUCUAUGAUACCCAUGGCUGCCGUUGCGCAGGGCCCGAGCGAGCGCGACGGCGCGUACUACCAGGAUACGCCCUUCGAACCAGACCAGACAUGGAAGAACCAGCUCCGCAGGCGAAUUUCCGAAGGGUUGCAGCGUCUCGUCGACGGAGCGAGAAAAGAAAAAGAUGCACACUAUAUCAUUAACCCCACUAACGACUACGAGCAUGCCAAGAACGACAACGUGAAACACACCUACGAAGUCAAGAUGACUCGCAUCCGCCGAAUGGCUCAAGAUCAGUUCGAGGCGGAAAUGCAGCACGAGCGACAAGUACGUCGCCUGGCUGCCGGUGUCCCGCUCGACGAAGGAUGGACCGAGACCCUCUUGCGCGAGCAACAAGGCCUAUGGAACGCUAGUCAGAAGACGAACAGGAGCCAGGAUCGCGCGCCCUCGCGGCUUGCCUCUGGAGGGAGCACUAACGCCGCCGCCGGACCAUCGCGCGUCGGCCUCGACGGAUACAUCGCUGGCGAUGGUCUUUCCUCUGUGAGGUACGACUCUGCCUCCGGCUUCGACGACACGGGCCGAUACUCGCGAUGGAUGCGGGGCAUGCCCCCGGCGCAGCCUCAGCCUGAAUGGCCCUCGCGGCGUGAUGGUGAACAGCCGCGCGGCGACGCAGAUCCUCUGCAGACGGCGCUAGAGCGGUGGAUGCCACGGGUGGAUGAGCCGACCGGCCCACCGCUCAACGCGCCGAAGAAUCCCUCGAAGCUCGGUCGCGUGCACUUCCCCAGUGACCCGGAGAAAGCCCCUGGGACACCGCGCCGUGCUGGUAAGCAAAUCGCAACCGCCAACGAGAACGACGUGCCAGGCCCGGACGAUCUGCGGUCUUUCUUAGCUAGUGCAGAGAUGCAGUUGGCGAUGGGUGGCGACGCACAGCGGACAGCGCAGUUCGUUCCUCAGAUCCCGGUCCAAUUUGCAAACGCCCCGCACCUAUACGAUCGGGCACAAUCCGUCACGCCGCGGCCGAUCCAACAGCCGGUCUCGCGCAUGGCGUCGAAGCUCGGCGACGAGAUCGAGGGCGCCUCCCAGGCUCUGUCCGCGGCACAGGAGACGACGCGCACUGAAAGCUACCUGUUCGCGAUCAUGCAAACGACGAGCCGUGCGCCCGUCUCGACAUCCGGUGCGCCCGCGGCGAGCGACACGACCUUCAACAUGCAAGUCGUCGACCCGCGCACGUUCACCAUGGACGACGACGCACGCAGCAUGCAGAGUCCGUACCAGCCUGCGUUCGCCCUGCCCGACUUCCGCCCGCCGCCCCCGGUGUCGACCCAGACCUCGACGAGCAGCCAGUCUUCCAUGCAGUCCGCGAGCCAGUCAUCUCUCCAGUCGUUGUGGCAGUCUGCCGGGAGCCGUUCGGAGUCUGAGCAGAAGUCACCAAGGUCGGACGAGAUGGUCGUCGUAGCGUCCGACGAGGGCGACAGCGACUGGGAGGCCUCCGGUUUCGACAAGGACGAGCUCGAGAAAAUGAUCGAGGCUGAGAUGAGUACUCUCGGUAGCGACAGCGCCACGAUUGUUCCGGAGAUGCCCGAUUCUGUCGUGCCUCCCGUCGAGGACAAGUCGGCGGCAGACGACUCAUCGAUGCCGGGAGCGUUGCCCGAGGAACCCGAAGAAAUCAAGACGAAGGCGAAGGGCGGAAAGGCGAAGAAAAAAGAGGAGGCCAGGCGCAAGGAGUUAGAGGCCAAGCGGAAGGAGGAGGAAGUGAAGCGUAAGGCAGAGGAGACCAAACGCAAGGAGGAGGAAGCGAAGCGCAGGGAGGAAGAGGCCAAGCGCAGGGCAGAGGAGAUCAAGCGGCGGGAGGAGGAGGCCAGACGCAAGAAGGAAGCUGAGACGGCGAAGGUUAAGCCUACCACUGCGCAGGCGCGUCGGGCAGCAGCUGCGGAGGAGAAGAAGAAGGCCGAUACGCUUCGCAGGUUCGAGGAUGAGCAAAGGCAACUGGAGGAGGCCACUCGGGCCGAGGAGGCGCUGCGCGCUGAAGAGGAGCGACAUAGGGAGGAGGAGCAGAGGAGGCGGGACGCAGAGGCGCUCGCGGAGCGACUCGGUAAGGAGAAGCUGGAGGCGUUCAUCAAGCAACAAGAGGCUCGCAACAAGGCAGAGCUGCUGCGCAAGCCUGAAGACAAGCAACGCGCGUUCGAGGAGGCAAGGCGAGCGGAGGCCGCGCGCCUGCAAGAGCUUGAAGAGAAACGUCUGGAGGAAGAGAAGCGCAAACGGGAGGCGGAUGCCCUUGCCGAGAAGAUUGGGAGAGAGCGGUUGGAGAUGUUCAGGAAGCAGCAAGAGGAUGCCAGGCGACGGCUGGAGGGUCGCCAACGGACCGACAGCCUCAGUCGCACUCCUCCGGACACGCCGAAGCCGUCGAUCCCUGUUUCGAAAGACCCCAAGGAGCCCUCGAAGAAGGCAUCCGAGCCUCAGAUCAGGAAACGCACCGUGACCUUCGCCGAGGAAGAUCCCCAAGAUCGUGAAGUUAGGUUGUUCGCGCUCGAGGAUCAGCUGCGACGUCGUGAACAGGAGGUCCGGCGGCGUGAGGAAGAGAUCGCGCGCAAGCAGCAGGAGGAAGAGGCGCGUUGGCAGGAGGAAGACAGGAAGCGGAAGCCAGGUGCGCCGCGAACCAAGGCCGAUGAGCUGCGCGACAAGGAGAGGCAGUUGCGCAGACAGGCGGAGGACAACCAGAAGAAGGAGCAGGAACUCCGCAAGCGCGAGGAAGCGCUGAACCGCCGUGCGGAAGAGCUCCUUGCGAAAAUGAAGGCUCAACAAGAGGAGUUCCGUAGGGACUGUCUCCUUAUGGGCAUGACCUUGACGAAGUGAUACCGUUGCAUCAUACCCCAAUCGACCGUUAUCCCUGACCACCCCAUCUAGAAGUUCGCCUAUUUAUCCUGAUUUUUCGUCGUUUCUUGACUCCCUUUCUUGCCCAUCAUCUCCGCAUACCGGGCUACACUACCACAGACAUUAAUUCUCUCAAGGCGACGACUGACUGUUACGAUCUCCAUCUCCCUCUCCGUCUAUCCCACUGUAGCGUACACUUUCCUUCCUCUCUCCUCUCGUCUCUCAUCUCUCACCUCUCGUCUUGCGACGGCUGCAUCGUUGUAUACUGCUGUGCUCGCUUGUUAUCGCUGUGUUAGGCUUCCGUUCGUAAUAGUUCGCUAGUACUCGAUGUGGAUAGACUGCUGUUGAUACUGGACUUUGAUCGCUUAUGACCAUCUAUUUAAGACAAUU